UGGCGAUGUCCGGCCGGUCCAAGCGGGAGUCCCGCGGCUCGACCCGCGGGAAGCGCGAGUCCGAGUCCCGGAGCAGCUCGGGCCGCGUGAAGCGGGAGCGCGACCGGGAGCGGGAGAGCGACGUGCCGGCCGCCCGGCUCAGCCCGGUGCGCGUGAAGCGGGAGGUCGAGGCGGCCGGCACGCGCGUGGCCCCGGCGGCGCCCCCGGUCGUCCCGGCGGCGCGGGUCAAGCGGGAGCGCGAGGCGGACGAGGACUCGGAGCCCGAGCGGGAGGUGCGAGCGAAGAAUGGCCGAGUGGAUUCAGAGGAUCGAAGGAGCCGACACUGCCCGUACCUGGAUACCAUUAACAGGAGUGUGUUGGACUUUGAUUUUGAGAAGCUGUGUUCCAUUUCUCUCUCCCAUAUAAAUGCAUAUGCCUGCUUGGUGUGUGGCAAGUACUUUCAGGGCCGGGGUUUGAAGUCUCAUGCCUAUAUUCACAGUGUCCAGUUCAGCCAUCACGUCUUUCUAAAUCUCCACACCCUUAAGUUUUACUGCCUCCCAGACAACUAUGAGAUUAUUGAUUCCUCGCUGGAGGAUAUCACGUAUGUGUUGAAGCCCACGUUUACAAAGCAGCAGAUCACAAACCUCGACAAGCAAGCGAAACUGUCCCGAGCAUAUGAUGGCACCACUUACCUGCCGGGUAUUGUGGGUCUAAAUAAUAUCAAGGCCAAUGACUAUGCCAACGCUGUCCUUCAGGCUCUGUCUAAUGUUCCUCCUCUCCGGAACUACUUUCUGGAAGAAGACAACUACAAGAACAUCAAGCGUCCCCCUGGGGACAUCAUGUUCUUGUUGGUCCAGCGUUUUGGAGAGCUGAUGAGAAAACUCUGGAAUCCUCGGAACUUCAAGGCACAUGUCUCUCCCCAUGAGAUGCUUCAGGCUGUUGUUCUUUGCAGCAAGAAAACUUUUCAAAUCACAAAACAAGGGGAUGGGGUCGACUUCCUCUCUUGGUUCCUGAACGCUCUGCACUCAGCACUGGGUGGCACAAAAAAGAAAAAGAAGACUAUUGUGACUGACGUUUUCCAGGGGUCCAUGAGGAUCUUCACCAAAAAGCUUCCCCAUCCAGAUCUGCCAGCAGAAGAAAAGGAACAGCUGCUCCAUAAUGAUGAAUAUCAGGAGACGAUGGUGGAGUCCACAUUCAUGUACCUGACACUGGACCUGCCUACAGCCCCCCUGUAUAAGGAUGAGAAGGAGCAGCUCAUUAUCCCGCAGGUGCCGCUCUUCAACAUCCUGGCCAAGUUCAACGGCAUCACCGAGAAGGAAUAUAAGACAUAUAAAGAGAACUUUCUGAAGCGCUUCCAGCUUACCAAGCUGCCUCCAUAUUUAAUCUUUUGUAUUAAAAGAUUCACUAAGAACAAUUUUUUUGUGGAGAAGAACCCAACAAUCGUCAACUUUCCUAUUACGAACGUAGAUCUAAGAGAGUACCUGUCUGAGGAAGUCCAGGCAGUCCACAAGAACACCACCUACGAUCUCAUUGCCAACAUCGUGCAUGAUGGCAAACCCUCCGAGGGCUCCUACCGGAUCCAUGUGCUCCAUCACGGCACAGGCAAAUGGUAUGAAUUACAAGACCUGCAGGUGACCGACAUCCUCCCCCAGAUGAUAACACUGUCUGAGGCUUACAUUCAGAUCUGGAAGAGGCGAGAUAAUGAUGAAACCAACCAGCAGGGAGCUUGAAUGAGGAGUCGGCUUUGGGCUGAUGCCACAGCGUUUGGUGCACAUACUGACUAGUAUGUCCUUCACAGUUUAAAUCACCAUUGUACAUCAGAGGGACCCACUUUUUGGGAUGGCUCAGUGCUGUCAUCCAGCUCCUGGCCAAUCACUUUGUCCUAGUCUGGCACUCCUUUCCCUUCCUGUAUCUCUCCCUCGUUGCUCUAGCAGACCAGAUGUAUGUAACUUCUUUCUGAGCAGCUGGAGGACUGGCAGGCAAGACCAUUUCUUCUGAGUAGCAAAAUCUACGCAUAAAGCUAGUACUAUCCUAUGGUCUUAGGGAAAUUAUUUCCGAUGGUUCUGUGCAUUUCCUCAUAAGUGUUUUUGGAACCAAUUAAAUAUUUUCUUUUUUAAA
This is a messenger RNA of Suncus etruscus (white-toothed pygmy shrew), 2097 nucleotides long. RefSeq names its product ubiquitin specific peptidase 39 (gene USP39). The coding region runs from base 6 to 1709 and encodes 567 amino acids. The record is from RefSeq and is a predicted model, not a curated record. Gene Ontology annotation, molecular function: cysteine-type deubiquitinase activity; zinc ion binding. The transcript is spliced from 13 exons. Gene Ontology annotation, biological process: spliceosomal complex assembly; mRNA processing; protein deubiquitination. NCBI's taxonomy places the organism in Eukaryota, Metazoa, Chordata, Mammalia, Eulipotyphla, Soricidae.